Sinocyclocheilus rhinocerous is the source of this 2066-nucleotide messenger RNA. Its product is annotated as receptor-type tyrosine-protein phosphatase kappa-like. The transcript has 17 exons. Bases 1 to 2025 code for a protein of 674 amino acids. Lineage: Eukaryota; Metazoa; Chordata; Actinopteri; Cypriniformes; Cyprinidae. Gene Ontology annotation, biological process: protein dephosphorylation. The record is from RefSeq and is a predicted model, not a curated record. Gene Ontology annotation, molecular function: protein tyrosine phosphatase activity.
AUGUAUCCGUGCCAGCGAGAGAAAGAUAUCACACAGCAGACUGAUGGCAGGGCCACAGAGGAGCCGGAAGUGAUUCCAGACCCGGCCAAACAGACCGACCAAGUGGUGAAAAUUGCCGGUAUCAGCGCUGCCGUGCUGGUCUUCAUUCUCCUGGUGCUCGUGGCCAUCCUGCUGGUGAAGAAAAGGAAGCUCGCCAAGAAGCGCAAGGACGCCAUCGGAAACACCCGUCAGGAGAUGACGCACAUGGUCAACUCCAUGGAUCGCAGUUAUGCAGACCAGAGCACUCUGCACGCCGAGGAGCCCGUGUCCGUCACCUUCAUGGACUCGCACAGCUUCAGCAACCGCUUGCCUAAUGACCCUCUCGUGCCGACAGCUGUAUUAGGUGAGGAUUGGGUGUAUGGUGUGCCCGUGUCUGUGGAGUUUCAUCAGAGCAAUUCAGUUCAAUCUGUGCCGUGGCUCAAAGACAACAUGAAAUCCAGUUUACUUGCUUUUAAAUUGAAUUGUUUGCUGCCUCCAACAAAAUUCGUAUUUUUGUUUCUCUUGCAGGGAUACCAGAGGCCCAGCCAUUACAUCGCAACUCAAGGCCCUGUCCACGAGACGGUGUACGACUUCUGGAGGAUGAUCUGGCAGGAGCAGUCGGCUUGUAUCGUGAUGGUAACCAACCUAGUGGAGGUGGGCCGGGUGAAAUGCUAUAAAUACUGGCCAGAUGAUGCUGAAGUUUAUGGAGAUUUCAAAGUGACGUUUGUGGAGGUCGAGCCGCUCGCGGAAUACGUUGUCAGGACUUUCACUCUGGAGAGGAGGGGCUUUAAUGAGGUGCGAGAGGUAAAGCAGUUUCACUUCACUGGCUGGCCCGAUCACGGAGUCCCGUAUCACGCUACAGGACUGUUGUCAUUCAUCCGACGAGUCAAGAUGUCCAACCCUCCCAGCGCUGGGCCUAUCGUCGUCCACUGCAGUGCGGGAGCCGGCCGGACAGGGUGUUACAUCGUGAUUGACAUCAUGCUGGACAUGGCAGAGAGAGAAGGGGUGGUGGACAUCUACAACUGCGUCAAAGCUCUGCGCUCCAGACGAAUCAACAUGGUUCAGACUGAGGAGCAGUACAUUUUCAUCCACGAUGCCAUCCUGGAGGCGUGUUUGUGUGGCGAGACGGCGAUUCCCGUGUGCGAGUUCAAAGCCGCGUACUACGACAUGAUCCGCAUCGACUCUCAGAGCAAUUCCUCUCACCUCAAAGACGAGUUCCAGACGCUGAACUCAGUGACUCCUCAGCCUCAGCCUGAAGACUGCAGCAUUGCACUCCUUCCUCGAAAUCACGACAAGAACCGUUUCAUGGACAACCUCCCGCCCGACCGCUGCCUGCCCUUCCUCAUCACCAUCGACGGAGAGAGCAGCAACUACAUCAAUGCAGCGCUAAUGGAUAGCUACAGGCAGCCGGCCGCGUUCAUCGUGACCCAGCAUCCGUUACCCAACACCGUCAAGGACUUCUGGAGGCUGGUGUAUGAUUAUGGAUGCACCUCCAUCGUCAUGCUAAACGAGAUCGAUUUGGCUCAGGGCUGUCCUCAGUACUGGCCGGAGGAGGGGAUGCUAAGAUACGGCCCUGUACAGGUGGACUGCAUAUCCUGCUCUAUGGACUGUGAUGUCAUUAGUCGUCUUUUCAGGAUAUGCAACCUGACCAGGCCUCAGGAAGGUUACCUGAUGGUCCGUCAGUUCCAGUACCUGGGAUGGGUGGGUCAUAGGGAAGUUCCCGCCUCCAAGCGCUCGUUCCUCAAGCUGAUCCUCCAGGUGGAUAAAUGGCAGGAGGAAUGCGAGGAAGGCGAUGGACGCACUAUUAUACACUGCCUGAACGGAGGCGGCCGCAGUGGGAUGUUCUGUGCCAUCAGUAUUGUGUGUGAAAUGAUAAAGCGGCAGAAUGUUGUAGACGUCUUUCAUGCUGUGAAGAGUCUGAGGAACAGCAAGCCCAAUAUGGUGGACAGCCCGGAGCAGUACCGCUUUUGCUACGAUCUGGCUCUGGAGUACAUCGAGACGUCGUAAUGGAGACGUACGGACUCGUGUGUGUGUGUGUGUGUGUGUGU